Molecule: messenger RNA, 1096 nt
Organism: Falco peregrinus (peregrine falcon)
Lineage: Eukaryota; Metazoa; Chordata; Aves; Falconiformes; Falconidae
Gene: DTYMK
Product: deoxythymidylate kinase
Exons: 5
Coding region: 27-665 (212 amino acids)
Biological process (GO): dUDP biosynthetic process; dTTP biosynthetic process; dTDP biosynthetic process
Cellular component (GO): mitochondrion; cytosol; cytoplasm
Molecular function (GO): ATP binding; dTMP kinase activity
Source: RefSeq, a predicted model, not a curated record
GGCGGAAGGGGCGGUGCGCGCGGGCUAUGGCGGGCCGGCGUGGCGCCCUGAUCGUGUUGGAGGGGGUGGACCGCGCCGGGAAGAGCACGCAGGGCAGGCGGCUGGUGGAGGCUCUGCGGGCUGCCGGCCACCGCGCCGACCUUCUCCGCUUCCCGGAGAGAACAACGGAGAUCGGGCAGCUGAUCAGCUCCUACCUGCUGAAGGAGAAGAACCUGGAGGACCACACUGUUCACCUCCUUUUCUCUGCUAACCGCUGGGAACAUGUGCCAUUGAUGAAAGAGAAACUACAUCAAGGGAUCACACUUGUGGUUGACAGAUACGCCUUUUCUGGAGCGGCCUUCACAAGUGCCAAAGAGAACUUCUGCCUGGACUGGUGCAAACAGCCUGAUGUUGGACUCCCAAAGCCAGAUCUGAUUCUGUUUCUUCACUUGAGCCCUGAAGCCGCAGCGGAGCGAGGGAACUUUGGAAAUGAGCGUUACGAGAACAGCCCCUUCCAAGAGAAGGUUCUACAGUCCUUCUAUCAUCUGAUGAGGGACAAGACAUUAAACUGGAAGACAAUGGAUGCUUCAAAGAGCAUAGAAGAUUUGCACAGAGAAAUCAAGUCCAUUGCAGAGGAGACCCUGCAGGAGGCUCAGAAUAAACCUUUGGGAGAACUCUGGAAAUAGAACUUUAUACAGGUUAUUCUUUCAGAUCUAUUCUCUUAGAUCUUCCUCACUUGGAUGACUCCCCUACAUCACCUCCCAGUAGCUACAGCUUAGAUCCCAUGUAUUCUUCUGGGUCCAGCGCAGUGCUGAUGUCCUUGUAAUUUUAUCUGCUCCUCCUCCAUCUUGCGUAGACCCUUCUGUAUUUUAUCAAUCAACCAACACACGAUGAGCACGUAACGAAUUCCUUGUAACAGGAGCUCUUGUUAUAGCUCCAUCCUGUAGUGCAGGUGCGGGUAGAGCCCAGGGCUGCCCCUGGGCGCAGCAGCAGCAGGCAGCGGCCUUCCCAGUGUCAGGGAACUGCUGUGUUUCUGAUUCUUCUGCCUCUAGUCAACAUAUCCCUUGUGCUGAAACCAGUUUGUAGAGGACUUGCUAAUAAAUUAGUCUGUUAUACA